Bursaphelenchus okinawaensis is the source of this 811-nucleotide messenger RNA. Lineage: Eukaryota; Metazoa; Nematoda; Chromadorea; Rhabditida; Aphelenchoididae. The record is from the annotation of a GenBank genome assembly.
AUGCCGAACGAUAAUGGAGUUGAAUCAAGUAAGUUGUUGUAGACUGUUUUUCGUUGAUUUUAGGUGAAUUUUGGGCUUUUACACUGAUGUUUUUACAACAAAUCAAUGUUAAAACACUUAAAACAUAAUGAAGAUUCUUUUUCAGCUGUAAUUCAGGAGAAAAUUAAGAAAUUGGGAAAGAAACCAGAGGAAUUAACAGAAGAAGAAUGGAGAAAGGUCUUACCUGACGAUGUUUAUCAUGUAGCACGUGAAGCAGGCACAGAACGUCCACAUACUAGUAAAUUUGAGAAGAGUAUGAAGUCUGGGAAGUAUUUAUGCUAUUGUUGUCGAGCAGAGCUAUUUGUGUAAGUUUUUACCAUUAGAAUUAUUAUUUUUGUUGAAAUUUAGGUCUGAAUCCAAAUUUUGGACGCCUUGUGGAUGGCCGUCGUUUGCCAAGUCGGUGGAUGGUGAUAAGAACAUUGUCAGGAUAGGGGACAACUCAUAUGGGAUGCAGAGAAUUGAAGUGCGAUGUAAAGUGGUGAGUUUUUAAGGGGUUUGUGGUGUUAUAGUAGAUAUAAGGGAUGGAUAAGAUGGUUUUGGUCAUAAAACUGUUUUGAGUUGUUGGAACUUUGUGUUUUUGUUCAUUUUAGAUAGAAAAAUGUUUGAACUUGUUAUUUUAAAUUAAAAUGCAUAAGAUCACUUAUUAAUUUUAUUGUUAUAGUGCAAUGCUCAUCUAGGCCAUGUGUUUGAUGAUGGUCCAGAAGAAACAGGUGGUGAACGCUAUUGUAUCAAUGGAUGUACGCUGGAUUUUGAACCUGAAAACAAGAAUUGA